AUGACUAGCAGCACCAAAUCUCGACCUUUCUCACCAUCUUCAGAGCGCUAUAUUGUAAAUCAGUUACACAACAGUUUUGCAGAAAGUGCAUAUGACCCCACUGGUUCUGUGGAAAUGGAAACUGGUCAGCUACUAGAAUCUGUUGCGGAGACGGAUACAGUCACCUGCAUAGAUGGGGAUCCUAAUGAAUGCAUCUCCAUGCCCACUGAUGAUGACGUUGAGAAAUCUUUUCGAGUCAAUCAAGAUGGCAGCAUGACUGUAGAGAUGAGGGUGCGCUUGACUAUUAAAGAGGAGGAAACUGUUCAUUGGACGACGACACUCAGUCGGCAAAGUGUUACAAGUGUGAUGAAAUCUGACUUGGAUUCACAUUCUGAUCUGGGUUCAGCUUUAGCAAACAAGAUUGCCCCUGAUGUUGGCAGUGAUGGCUCAGCAAUCCAAAGGUGUCCUGAAGAAUAUAGCAAUGUCUCUACUAAUAAAUGUCUUAAAGCACUUUAUGAAGAGAUGACUGAAGGUAGGACAGAGGAAAGCAUCACAGUAAAAGACCCUCUGCAGCCACUUCCAGAACAGAAACAAAUAUCUGUUGAAACCAAGAGCCAAGAUACUGUGCAAAGACUGGACACGUCUAGGGAAGAGGCAAGCAAUGAGCAGGAGCACUGCCUGGUAAGGCAGUGCAAUAAACACCCAGUACCUAAGCCUCGUAGCAAAGGCACAUCACAAUUGCAGGCUAGUUUGUAUAAAUCUGCAGAGAAUCUGCAACUACAGGAUAGUGGGCAGGAGACAGUGCUCCACAUCUAUGAGCAGCAAACUCGUCAGAAGGGUUUCCUUGCCAAUACACAAUUCUAUGACCAGGGGAUAUGCACUUGUGGUACUGUAUUUUUUGCACCCCUUGACAUGGUUCCCACUUCUAGUAAAGACUUGGGGACUGAGCCCAGACCUACUACUGUUUAUGGGUCUCUCCAAAGACAAGAAACAUUCUUCCCCUCAUUGGAGCUGCAAAAAUCAUGUGAACAAAACACCUCUCCAGAGAUCAAAAACAAAAUGUCAAAAAUGCAUACUCCUCUAACUGAAUAUUCUAAAACAUCAGCUCCUAGAAUGAUCCCAACAGCAGAUACUAGCAAGAAAAGAAAGAAAGUAAGAGUUAUUAUGAAAAAGAGUCAUAUUUUCCAUAUGGCCACUCAUGAAUAUUGGAGAAAAGAUAACAAAAUUGACAUUCUGAAAGAGAUCAAGAAGAUAAGAGCUGCUAUCUUUAACCAAGCUGGAGUUAUGAGAGAAUUUUCAGAUGCAAAUUCAAAGUCCAAAUGA
Molecule: messenger RNA, 1302 nt
Organism: Ictalurus punctatus (channel catfish)
Lineage: Eukaryota; Metazoa; Chordata; Actinopteri; Siluriformes; Ictaluridae
Product: oxygen-regulated protein 1-like
Exons: 2
Coding region: 1-1302 (433 amino acids)
Biological process (GO): photoreceptor cell development; retina development in camera-type eye; axoneme assembly
Cellular component (GO): axoneme
Source: RefSeq, a predicted model, not a curated record